Molecule: messenger RNA, 858 nt
Organism: Bombus pascuorum
Lineage: Eukaryota; Metazoa; Arthropoda; Insecta; Hymenoptera; Apidae
Gene: sNPF
Product: short neuropeptide F
Exons: 4
Coding region: 216-506 (96 amino acids)
Source: RefSeq, a predicted model, not a curated record
GUGCUUGCGCUCACGCUCUCCUACCCCAUUCAAACCAUCCCAACCCCUGCCCUAUACUAUAUAUACGAAGACACUCUCGAUACCGUUUCACUUCUCAACGUUACCACCGCGUCGGACUCUCUACAUUUCCAAGAUCGUAUCUGCUUCGACAAACAGGACUCGCAACGAUUCCUCGCUUAUUCUUUCGCCCCUAUUUUACUUGAAAAUUCGAUAAAAUGUCGAUCAAAUUCUACGCAAAAUCACUCUUGCUAUUUAUUAUUGUUGGCCUUGUUGUUGGUGCUGAAAAUUACAUGGAUUACGAAGAUGAAGUAGCAGAAAAAACGCCAGUUGAAAAUAUUCACGAGCUUUAUAGAAUUCUGAUGCAACGUAGCGCUUUAGAGAAUGCCGGACUUGGCGAGACUCCACUAGAACAUUUGAUGAUCCGUAAAUCUCAACGAUCGCCUUCGUUACGUUUACGUUUUGGACGUUCGGAUCCUCGUUCGUCGGAAUUCUACCAAAACCUAUAAACGUUAUUUCAUCGAGAUUCGACAACAAGUGAACACGGAUACGAAUAAGAUUCUUCGGUUUCUCUUACCAUAUAUAUAUGUACAACGUACAUCUAAUUUUAUUGUAACAUUACGCGAUCUGCUAGAAAAUAGAAAUUAUUUUUAUUCUUCUUCUUUUAUUCUUUUUAAACACGAUGAGAACUAAAAAAAUUAUCCAUAAUUAAGAUAUUUUCCAUACCAAAUAUUAUAUUUUUGAUGUAAAGUAAAUUUUUGCUUUGAUUGUAAGCAGUAUAAAAAUAUAAUAGACGGUGUAGUGUUUGAAAGGAAAAUCGACAUUUAAAAUUACCAAUAAAAGGUACACAAGAGAAAUUUA